CCGCGGCCAUGCGCAGAUGUGCGCAAAGGAGGAGGAGGAGGAGGUUCUGUGCGGUGUCGGCUCUAGUCUACAUAUAGACCUCAGCCUGCGGGAUUCCCGCACUCGCCGCCUCCGGACGCGCUGCCGUUUCACGAGGGAAACAUAAAUCCACGACAUUCUGACCCAGGAGACCAUCUCUGAAGCAGAGCCGCCAUUAACUCCCUCCAUUUUCCUCCUCGAAUGACUGACCAUCCCGGAGAUGCAGAGAGCAGCAGCAGCAGCAGUAGCAGCGAUGCGGCGGCUCCGCUGUUAACUCCUUGGACUCCCUCCUUCUCCUCCUCCUCCUCCUCCUCCUCCUACUCCUCUUCGUCCUCCUGUCUCGUUUUUGCAGGUUCUACUUGUUGAAGGAGUUUGGGUUGGAUUUCAGGAUGAAGCUCAAGCCGAACCAAACCAGGACUUAUGAUGGCGAGGGCUUCAAGAAACGAGCGGCGUGUCUGUGCUUCAAGAACGAACGCGAGGAAGAGGUUUUGCUGGUGAGCAGCAGUCGGCACCCGGACCAGUGGAUUGUCCCCGGUGGAGGGAUGGAGCCCGAGGAGGAGCCGUGUGGCGCCGCUGUGAGAGAAGUCUUUGAGGAGGCUGGUGUGAAGGGAAAGCUGGGACGCCUGCUCGGUGUAUUUGAGCAAAACCAAGACCGGAAGCACCGAACAUACGUGUAUGUGUUGACUGUGACUGAAACGCUGGAGGCCUGGGAAGACUCUGUCAACAUAGGCCGUAAGCGGGAGUGGUUCACUGUGGACGAGGCCAUCAAAGUGCUCCAGAGCCACAAACCCGUCCACGCCGAGUACCUGCGCAGGCUGCAGCUCAGCUGCUCCCCCACCAACGGAAACUCCAUCCUCCCCAGCCCGCAACCAAACGACAACUUCCCCCACUACAGUGCCACGGCAAACACGCCGUCGACGGGGAGCAUGCUGGGCUCCUCCUGCAGAUAGGGACCGCACCUCCGCCGCUUGUCCUUGUCCGGCUCGGCUCGGGACAGUUCACCGAAAGUCUGUACAGUCUUGCAUGAAUCUAAAGACGUUUUUUUUUUUUUUUUUUUUUUGGAGUCACGGCUCUCUUGUAAUGUAUCGUUUCUAAUCAAAAGCUGCAGGACAGACCAAAGCCAUUUUUUAGAGCUGUGUUUAAAGACUCAUGUGACUGAGCAGCAGACACUCGCAGCUCUGACAGGAAAACAAACAAACAGUGGAAAUGGCUGAAAAAUUGAAGAACUCCUUUAUUUUUUCUUCUUUUUUUUUUUUUUGCUGGCAAACACCAGACUGAUGAGCUGAAGUUUGGGACGAGGAAGCUGCAAGUGAAGGAAUGCCUUACACAAACUUGUUUAAUGUUUGAUUUCACUAACGGUCGUUUUUUUUAUUUUCUUUUAGCAGAGCGGAUAUGCUUUCUAGUCAAUAAAAUAUGACCCCAAAGCAUGUCCACGUGGGAGAACACUGUGUCGUCAACUAAUGAUGAUAACAACAAAAAAAAGACCUGUGAUCACUGGUGUUUUCAAGAAUCUCUUUUGCAUUUUUCCUUGAAGUGGUGUCUUUCCUUUACACUGUGCUGUAAUCUGGACUGUUUAUAAAAAUGGACAUAAUCCUCCACGUUUGUAAAGAUAAACCCAGGGAGUUGGGACAGAAUCAGCAGUCGGCCUCCAGGGGGCGACUCCUGGUUGCAAAAAGAACCCAGUUAUGUUAAAUGUAACUAUUUUUCACUUGAUUUACAACAUUUGGAAACAUUUUUGCGAGGAGUUAAUGGUUUUAAUCACUAGUUUCAGGUCUUUCUCGAUAGAAUGUGGCGUCAGUUUUGUAGAUGACCUUCGAGUUUAGAGGAGAAUCGUGUAAAUUAUGUCCAUUUUUAUAUUAUUCAGUCGCUAUUUAUAAGAUAAGUUCACUUACCCAACAUUACAAUAUCAGAUCUGGAGGUGGUGCAGUUCAAAUAAAAGUAACUAAAGCGUUGCUACUCCCGUGUAUGAAGCGCAGCGAUCGAAGAGCUCGUCAGUGAGUUUCUACCUCGAUAAACUGGAAACUGUAGCGUUUGUCACAAAGCUGUUUGCAGUCCUUGAACACAACACUGCUCUUGUUUGUAGUCGCGCUCACGUCCGCUAACCUUGAGCAAUUCACUCAAUGGUAAACUCCUUAUCAACGCUCGGUGUUUCCCACAACAUCAAAGUAUUUAAUGAUGCAAAGUUCAUGUUUGCAUCAUGUGACCAAAUGACAUCAUGCCCGGUACAGUAUAAUUGUUUUUGUUCACCUUCUACAAGGAAGCGUACUUACGUCCAAGGCUGCAGCUAAUUAAUUUAAAGCUGUAGUGCGUAACUUUUUUCUUUUCUUUUCGAUGUUAUUAUUCAGCCUCUUUGGUUUUCACCAUCAGAAAUGAUUCUGAAAACAGACCCUGUCAAGGUUAACUCUCUUAUGACCAUGGUUUUGAUUUUAUGGCUGUAGACUUGUUAAAAAAUGUUCAAUGAGUGAG
Molecule: messenger RNA, 2484 nt
Organism: Solea solea (common sole)
Lineage: Eukaryota; Metazoa; Chordata; Actinopteri; Pleuronectiformes; Soleidae
Gene: nudt4b
Product: nudix (nucleoside diphosphate linked moiety X)-type motif 4b
Exons: 5
Coding region: 408-968 (186 amino acids)
Biological process (GO): diadenosine pentaphosphate catabolic process; diphosphoinositol polyphosphate metabolic process; adenosine 5'-(hexahydrogen pentaphosphate) catabolic process
Cellular component (GO): cytoplasm; nucleus
Molecular function (GO): bis(5'-adenosyl)-pentaphosphatase activity; endopolyphosphatase activity; diphosphoinositol-polyphosphate diphosphatase activity
Source: RefSeq, a predicted model, not a curated record